AUGGUCACUGUUUAUGGUGCCGUGGUCGACUCAGCCACGCGGUGUGUUCAUUACCAUACCGACGUGGACAUUAUAGCGAUCAAAUUCAAGUGCUGUGGACGCUAUUUUCCAUGCUUUCAGUGCCAUAAUGAAGAAAGAGGCCAUGAAGUGGAGAGGUGGAACUGGAAAGACCUAGAAAACGAAGAAGUGGUUCUUUGUGGCUCGUGCAAGAAGGAAUUGACGUUUUCAGAGUAUAACGAUGGCCAGGCCCAGUGUAAGUUCUGCCUGGCUCAGUUCAACCCCAAAUGCGCUUUACACUAUGACUUGUACUUUGACUUGAAGAAGGAAACACAAUAG
Candidozyma haemuli is the source of this 336-nucleotide messenger RNA. RefSeq lists its product as uncharacterized. Gene Ontology annotation, molecular function: zinc ion binding. NCBI's taxonomy places the organism in Eukaryota, Fungi, Ascomycota, Pichiomycetes, Serinales, Metschnikowiaceae. Gene Ontology annotation, biological process: protein import into mitochondrial intermembrane space. Gene Ontology annotation, cellular component: mitochondrial intermembrane space. The coding region runs from base 1 to 336 and encodes 111 amino acids. The record is from RefSeq and is a predicted model, not a curated record. The transcript has a single exon.